Trichobilharzia szidati is the source of this 564-nucleotide messenger RNA. NCBI's taxonomy places the organism in Eukaryota, Metazoa, Platyhelminthes, Trematoda, Strigeidida, Schistosomatidae. The record is from the annotation of a GenBank genome assembly.
AUGUACAGUUACAUAUCUGUGAUAACGCUGCUGGUAUUUGCCAGCAUAUACAGAGGCGAAUCGUCAAAGUUAGGACAUAUUGAAAGUUUGCUUAAGAAGUCUCAAGAUUCAUUACCAAAUUUAGCUUCUCUUAUUAGCGACAAUGAAAAAGCGAUUAAACAGAUAAAAGUUAAGAUGAAUAAUGGAGCUGUGAAAACAGGCAACAAGAGCGCUGAGAACUAUAUCAAUUGUUGGCGAGAGGAUUAUGAAAAAAGCAAUGGACUAGAUCUAUAUAAAGAUGUCGCAAAGAAACUUAGACAGCCACCUGAAGAUAAUGGUAUUUACGGAGAGGAGUAUCCUCUUCUAGAAUGUGUCCAGCAAGAAGCUAGUACUUUAAACGCUCAAUCACCAUCAGCCAACUGUGAACAGUAUAGACCGUCAUCAGAAGAACAAGAUAUUGAGAAUUUGCACCAGCACAUGGAAUAUUCAUACUACUACAGAAUGCUUUAUGGUAAAGCCAUUUUGUUCAAUAAAAUUUAUGAAACUUCCAUCGAGAAGAUGAAACGAAUGGGAGGAAGUAACUAG